Molecule: messenger RNA, 8164 nt
Organism: Nanorana parkeri
Lineage: Eukaryota; Metazoa; Chordata; Amphibia; Anura; Dicroglossidae
Gene: NCOR2
Product: nuclear receptor corepressor 2
Exons: 47
Coding region: 201-7550 (2449 amino acids)
Biological process (GO): negative regulation of transcription by RNA polymerase II
Molecular function (GO): transcription corepressor activity
Source: RefSeq, a predicted model, not a curated record
UGACCGAGGAUCGGGGUGUAUGUAGAGGGAACACUUUGAUCCAGCUAGUGGCUCCAGGGCGUGCUGGAGACCGGGGUGAGAAGAGCCAUCAUGGAUGUGGAGAAACCCAGUGAUGUGACCAAAGGCUGAAUAAUCGCAGGAUACUCUCUGGCAUCCCAUUCCUACAUUAAGAUAAAAAAAGUACAAACCUCUAUUUCAUUAUGUCGGGAUCUGCCCAGCAAGCGGCACCAAGCAGGAUGGCUGCAGAAGCCCGUUACACUCCACAUCCUAUUCCUUACCCAAUACAGUUAUCCCGUUCCCAUACGGAUGCUAAUCUUAUGGAGUAUCAACACCAUUCAAGAGAAUACAGCCCUCAUCUAAGCUCUAGUUCUGUCCUUCUGCCACAGAGGAGACGGCCAUCACUACUAUCAAAAUUCCAAACAGCGAAUGAAAGGUCACAAGAACUGCAUGGGAGAGGAGAUCACCAUACAUACAUAUCCGACAUGAGCAAGGCGGGCGAUAUGGAAAUGACUGAGACAAAAAGGCCUAGACUGGAACUAAUGCAGGAACCGCUAAUCAGACACUCACAAUUUAUGGGCCAGAGCCAACAUUCAGCCAGUGAGGAACUGAACAAGGAUCGCUGCCUGACUGGGAAACUGGAACCUGUGUCUCCUUCAAGUCCUCCACAUGUGGAAGGAGAUUUAGAUUUGCUACCCAAUCGCCUUUCCAAGGAAGAACUGAUCCAGAACAUGGACAGGGUUGACCGUGAAAUCACCAUGGUAGAGCAACAGAUCACCAAGCUCAAGAAGAAACAGCAACAAUUAGAAGAGGAAGCAGCCAGACCCUUAGAGCCGGAGAAGCCCAUUUCACCUCCACCAACCGAAUCAAAGCAUCGUAGUCUGGUCCAAAUUAUAUACGAUGAGAACAGGAAAAAAGCAGAGGCCGCUCACCGGAUACUGGAAGGACUGGGACCUCAUGUAGAACUGCCAUUGUACAACCAGCCGUCAGACACCAAGCAGUAUCAUGAAAAUAUUAAAAUAAAUCAGACAAUGCGCAAGAAGCUUAUACUAUAUUUUAAAAGGAGGAAUCAUGCACGCAAGCAGUGGGAACAGAAGCUUUGCCAACGCUAUGACCAGCUAAUGGAAGCUUGGGAGAAGAAGGUGGAGCGAAUUGAAAAUAAUCCACGAAGGCGAGCAAAAGAAAGUAAAAUAAGGGAGUACUAUGAGAAACAGUUUCCAGAGAUCCGCAAGCAGAGGGAGAUGCAAGAACGCAUGCAAAGGGUAGGACAGAGGGGAAGUGGCCUGUCCUUAUCUGCCGCACGCAGUGAGCAUGAAGUGUCAGAAAUUAUUGACGGACUGUCAGAGCAGGAGAACCUAGAGAGACAGAUGCGUCAACUAGCGGUCAUUCCACCCAUGCUGUUUGAUGCUGAGCAGCAGCGUAUUAAGUUCAUCAAUAUGAAUGGUCUGAUGGAUGACCCCAUGAAGGUGUACAAGGAACGGCAGGUCAUGAACAUGUGGAGUGAACAAGAGAAGGACACCUUCAGGGAGAAAUUCAUCCAGCAACCAAAGAACUUUGUGUUCAUUGCUUCAUUCUUGGAGAGAAAGACUGUGGCUGAUUGUGUUCUUUUCUACUACCUAACCAAAAAGAAUGACAACUACAAAAGUCUUGUACGAAGGAAUUACAGACGCCGAGGAAAGAAUCAGCAGAUGCCCCGUAAUACCCAGGAAGAGAAAGAUGAAAAAGAAAAGGAACCUGAUAAAGAAGAAUUUAAGCAGGAUGUGGAGAAUGACAAAGAGGAACUUACAAAGGAAAAAAAUGAAGACACUUCUGGGGAAGAGAAUGAUGACAAAGAAACGGUGACAUCGAAAGGGAGGAAAACAGCCAACAGCCAGGGCCGCCGCAAAGGACGUAUCACUCGAUCCAUGGCGAAUGAAGCCAAUGAAGAGGCUGCAACACCUCAAAAGAAUGAUGAUUUAGCUGCGAUGGAAAUGAAUGAAAGUUCUCGCUGGACAGAAGAGGAAAUGGAAACGGCAAAAAAAGGUUUGUUUGAAUAUGGACGCAAUUGGUCUGCCAUUGCCAGAAUGGUCGGCUCCAAAACAGUAUCUCAGUGCAAGAACUUCUACUUUAACUACAAGAAGAGGCAGAACCUAGAUGGCAUCCUACAGCAGCAUAAACUGAAGAUGGAGAAGGAGCGUAACAACAGGCGCAAGAAGAAAAAAGCUGCACAAACGGAAGAGGCGGUCCCGUAUGCCCCCGCUGUUGAAGAUGAAGAGAUGGAGGCAUCUGGGAUUAGUGGCAAUGAAGAGGAGAUGGCAGAAGAAGGAGACACAGCAGUUAACAACAGUUCGGACACAGAGAGUGUUCCUUCACCAAGACAAGAAGCCAAAGAGAGCAAAGACAAUGAGGCCAAGCCAAUAGUAGAGCCUGUGGUAGAAGGGGACUGUGAGGUUCCGGUAAAUUCCAGUAACUCCACUUCUCCACAAUCUCAGGAACUUUCUGAAAGGACUAGUAAUGGGGAGGAGACCAAAGAAGUACCAGAGCCUAGUACAAUAAAAAAAGAGGAGGAAUGUGAGGGAAAAAGCUACGAGGAACUAGGAAAUAUUGACAUCAAACUGGAGGACUGCACAGAGGGUGUGGCUGAGAAGCCAGAAGAGCCACCAAAGGAAGCAACAGAGGCACUACAAAAAAUAGAAAAGAAGCACAGCAAACAUGGUGGCAAGACAAAUGCAGACAGUGACUCUAGCGCCACGUGCAGUGCAGAUGAAGCUGAAGAACAGGAUUCUUCUGACAAGAACAGGCUGCUGUCUCCCCGGCUCAGUUUGCUAAACACAGGCAAUGACAUGCGUGUGAACUCCUCGCCUCCGAAACCACUGGACCUGAAACAACUAAAGCAGAGAGCGGCUGCCAUUCCAUCCAUAAUCUCAGAAAGCAUUUCAGAUGCAGUUCCUCUAAAUGCUUCUAUGAAACCUCAUCAUCCUUUGGCCCUUUACCAAGAGCAGAUUACCAAGGCUCAUGAGUCUGCCCUGGAUGGACAAACCCCAGCUAAACAACCUCCAUGUCAUCUGCUCCCUGACACAGAGCAAGAGACAAUUAGUAGCCCAAAAGGGAAAGCUGCCGAAAAAGAAGAUAAAGCAUACAUGACUUUACAGGUAGAGGGUCAAAGGUUAAGUGCAGAACAAAUGUCCUUGCCAACUUGGCCCCCUGCUGCACUAUACCAAGUGCCUGCCAGAGAGGUAUUGAAGCCCCUUCCACAGCCUGAAGCCACAUCUCCAUUUAACUCCCAGGGUCAGUCAGUGCCACUAAACUUGCAUGAAGGUUCACGGACAUUGGCACCACGUAUCAACAGCAUAUCAAACCCACCUCCCCUUAUAUCCUCCAGCAAACACCCAGCUGCUAUUGAAAGACCCAUGGGCUCUAUAUCUCAGGGUGUUCCCAUCCCACUUCAUACUCCAUACAGCUCUGAACAUGCAAAGGUCCCUGUGGGAUCCAUCACAAUGGGUUUACCAAUGAGUAUGGACCCUAAAAAACUGGGUGAGGAGCUGCCUUUCCUGGCCGUAAAACAGGAGCAACUCUCCCCCAGAAGCCAGCCAGAGAACCUGGUUAUGCAGACACCUCAAGAAAGCUCGAUAUUUAGGGGUACAGCUCAAGGAGCAAGUCUCUCUAAAGGUUUGCCAGGUAGUCGACCUCCACCAGAUCCUCAAAUAACAUACAGAGGGUCCAUUACACAUGGCACUCCAGCAGAAGUACUUUACAAAGGAACCAUUUCCAAGAUCAUGGGAGAAAAUAGCCCAUGCAGGGUCGACAGAAUGCGUGAGGAACCAGUGUCCAAGGGUAAAGUCAUUUAUGAAGGCAUGAAAGGCCACAUCCUCUCACUCGAUGGUGGAUCAACUUCUCAAAACUCCAAAGAGGACAAUCGAAUUGUUGGGUGCAUGCAGGAGUCAAGUGGUCCAAAACGCACUUAUGAUAUGAUGGAAGGACAGAUUCCAAGAGGUUUACAUGUCCGGGAGUUGCCAGCCGGCCCUACAGAAGGUUUAAUGGGAAGAGCCAUUCCUGGAGACAGACACAGCCCGCACACCAUGAAGGAACCACCACAACAUAUAAGAGGCUCCAUAACACAGGGAAUUCCCCGCUCCUUUGCCGAUGCUCCAGAUGACUACCUCAGAAGAGAAGCCAAGCAGCUCAAAAGAGAAAGCACUCCACCACGAAGCCUGUCUGAUGCCUACAAAGUUAGAGCACAUGAAGGUCUUUCAGGUCCGCUCAAGUUGAAAACCCAUGAGGACAUGGUGGCCACAGUGAAGGAAGCUGGGAGGUCUGUCCAUGAGAUCCCAAGGGAGGAAAUGAGACACAGUGCUGAGAUUCCAGUGAAUUCCCGGCCUCAUAAAGAUGGCUCUAUUACACAGGGUACACCUUUGAAGUAUGACAGCGGUACUUCAGUGAGUGCUAAAAAGCAUGAUGUACGAUCCAUUAUUGGUAGUACUGGCCGGCCUUUUCAUCCUUUACACCCAAUGGAAGUAAUGCAGGACCACAGAACCAUAGAUCGGCUAUACGAUGAGAUGAUGCUGAAAGGUCGACCUAGUUCUGGAUCAAUAUCUAGGGGAGCCCCUGUAAUUGUGCCAGAUCCUGGCAAACUCAGGCACAGCCCACUGGCUUAUGAAGAACAUCAGUUAACCCAUGGGGCAUCAUACAGCAACCAUCCCCUGAACAGAGGGUCUCCUGUUACCACAAGAGAAGCUGCACAAAGACAGCAUGAAGGCGGUAUAAGUUCUGGAAAACCUGUGACUCAGGAAAGGAAUCGCACCCCGAAUCCCAGAGAAAUGGCAAGCUCCAAAUCUCCCCACACCACGGUCCCUGAACAUCUCCAUGCCAUGUCCACCUAUGAGCACUUACUGCGAGGAGUCAGCACAGCUGAGCUGUAUCGUGGUCAUAUUCCCCUAGCCUUUGACCCAGCAGCCAUUUCCAGAGGGAUUCCAUUGGAAGCAGCUUCCUAUUACCUACCCAGCCACCUGGCUCCCAAUCCAGCUUAUCCCCACCUAUAUACACCAUAUCUCAUCCGAGGAUACCCAGAUACUGCUGCCAUGGAGAAUCGCCAGACCAUCAUCAAUGACUAUAUUACCUCCCAGCACAUGCACCACAAUCCUACAACUGCUAUGGCACAGAGGGCAGAAAUGCUGCGUGGGCUGCCAACAAGGGACUCUGCCAUGGCUCUCAACUACACAGCAGGUCCUCGAAGAAUUAUAGAUUUGUCUCAAGUGCCACUGCCUGUCCUAAUACCUCAGUCUGCAGGCUCCCCUUCUGCCACCAUAGACCGUGCCACAUACAUGUCUGGAAGCCCACAAACAUUUAGCAGCCGGCUCAGUAGUUCUCCGCUUUCUCCAGCAACAACCACACAUAUGACCAAGCUGACCUCAACACACUCUGAUCGAGAAAGAGAAAAAUCAGUCCUUACAACAACAAUAGAACAUGCACCAAUAUGGAGGCCAGGAACGGAACAAAGCAGUGGACGGUUGUCAACGCAAAGUCACAGCCACCAGCACUCCCCAGCGUCCCCACGGACGCAUGAAAAUGUCCAGCAACGUCCCAGCGUUCUUCAUAACACGGGUAUGAAAAAUCUCAUGACCAGUGGAGAAAGCAUCACUCCAUCUGUAUUACGAACAUCCUCCAGCUCUUCCCCCAUUCGGUCCUCUGCACAGUUAUCCUCUUCAUCUAUGCGCUCCGCUAAUGAAAGAGAAAGUUACCAGUCUGCAGAAAAUGCUAUGCUUCAGAAAGAUAUUGCAAGGGCACGAGAAUGCAAAAUUGAUCGGUCAAGAACUGAACAUUUUUACAAUUCAAAGCUGCCAUCAGCAGCCAUGGAACAGACGUCACCAAUUAAGAACAUGGAGUCCAGGCCUCACCCAUCAGCUGUGGCCAAUUCAGCUCACCAGUAUAACAACGGACAGGGGAAAAGCCAACUUCAUCAGCCCCUGGACCAGACAGCAGUGCCAGCCAGUGAGCAGCACAAUAGGGACAAGACCCCAAAUAAACCCUUUUCCAUGCAGGAACAGGAGCUCCGAUCACUCGGUAAGACCACCAUGACCGCGGCCAACUUCAUAGACGCCAUUAUCAUGCGUCAAAUUUCUUGUGAUAACGGGAAGCGAGAAAGACCCUCGCUAAAUAUCAACGCCAGUAGUGAUGGAUUAGGAUAUCCAAGUGGGUACAGCCCUGACAGACAUGAUGCAGUUAGUCCUCUUAUGAGUUCUCCUCGCAUGUCUCACGAGAAGCAAGGCCGGGUAUCUGUGCAAGACUCUGACAACGCACGCAUGGAGCAUGAAUCGCGACACAAACAAGUGUCUGCGAAGCAUGUAUCAGAAGGACAUCUGCGGCAGAAAAGUGAUGGCCAGCAGUCCCCGUGUCACACACCACAGUCUGGGUCUCAUAUGAAAAGUCAACGUGUAGUCACCCUAGCUCAGCAUAUUAGUGAGGUUAUUACACAGGAUUAUACACGGCACCAUCCACAGCAGCUACACCAACAAGUCUCAGCACCAUUGUAUUAUGCCGGCUGCCCUGUGCUGGAUCUAAGGCAGAACCCCACUGACACUGUCCUUCAACAACAAGAAGCAGGUCAGACUUCAAGAGCAUCUCCAGGAUGCAGUGGAGAAAAAAGAUCACCAGAUCAAAACAAAGUUUCUGCGCUGAGUGGAUCAGAAGAUGGUAUCGACCCUAUUUCUCCACCAGAUGGCAUGGGACAGCCAGAGUAUACUAGAAGUUCCACAUAUCCCACUUUAUAUAGAGAGGGAGAGCAAACAGAACCAAGAAUGGGUUCGAAAUCCCCAGGGAACAGCGCUCAACCCCCGGCGUUCUUCAGUAAGCUGACUGAGAGCACCUCUGCUAUGGUUAAAUCCAAGAAACAAGAAAUCAUUAAAAAGCUUAGUACAGCCAACAGGAAUGAGCCAGAGUAUAACAUUGGACAACCGGGAACAGAAAUAUUUAACAUGCCAGCAAUUACAGGAUCAGGCCCAAUCAGUUGCAGGACGCAGUCUGUGCAGGAGAGCUCCGGUAGCAACAUAGGGUUGGAGGCCAUAAUUAGGAAGGCCCUAAUGGGUAAAUAUGAUGAGCAGUGGGAAGACCGCUCAGCACUCAAUACCAAUGCUUUUAACCCUUUGAAUGCCAACGCAAGCCUGCCUUCUGCUAUAUCCAUAACAGCUGCUGAUGGACGGAAUGACGACAUGCGGUCUUUGUCAGGUAGUGGAGGAAAACCCAAAAUAUCGAGGCCAAACAGCCGAAAAACAAAGUCACCUGCUCCAGGACAGUCCUCUGGAGAACGCCCUCCUUCUGCAUCUUCAGUACACUCAGAAGGUGACUGUAACAGGAAAACCCCUUUAAGCAACAGAGUGUGGGAGGAGAGGCCAUCUUCAACAGGGUCAACACCAUUUCCAUUCAAUCCAUUAACAAUCAGGCUCCCCAACAGCCUUGUGGCUCCACAGUCUUCAACCACCAUUCCACAGAGCAACUCGUUAACCCCGCAGAGAGCUCGGGAUGAAGAGCCAAAACCACUGCUUUGCUCCCAAUAUGAAACUCUCUCUGACAGCGAGUGAAAGUGUCUUUGUGGUAAGCAUAUCAAUAUGGCAAGUCUGAAAAUGAAAGAAUCCCCACAACCACUCUGAAUGCUCAGAAGCAGCCGGUGAGAUCCUGCGACUGGAAAGAAAGGAAACGUCAAUCGUAUGAAAAGCCUUAAAAAGACUCCAUAAUCUUCAGUUGAGGGUCCGUGGGGUUUUUUCAAUUUGUGGUGUGCCACUGCUCGUGAAGGAGUAGACAGUCCCAGACCUUGCAGAAGAUUGGAUUAUUCAGCUCAAAACUCAGGGGAUAUUUCCACCUGGUGCUUUGCUACAUUGCAUUGGUUUGUUAUCAAAGCUAACUUGUAAGCGUGAUGACGUAUGUCUGUGUACAUUGUAUAUGUAUGUACGUGUGUUCAUAUGCACUUAAGAUAUAUACACAUUCCAGUUUAUUGCACACCGACCUAGCAGUGCAGAGCAGCUGCAUGCAUGGCCACAGCAGAACUGUUACCAGAUUGGUUAGAAUCCUACCAAAGGCUCCCUUGCCAUGUCUUUCUCCUUGGCGCAUCAACUUAUGUGCUUAUAGCACUUGACAUGCCACCCCCUACUUUUUCCCAACCUAUGGAAUGUUCUGCUGAAGGAUUAUUAGUGAAAUA